This is a messenger RNA of Hibiscus syriacus, 558 nucleotides long. RefSeq lists its product as uncharacterized. The record is from RefSeq and is a predicted model, not a curated record. NCBI's taxonomy places the organism in Eukaryota, Viridiplantae, Streptophyta, Magnoliopsida, Malvales, Malvaceae. The transcript has a single exon. Bases 1 to 558 code for a protein of 185 amino acids.
AUGGUAGGGACAAGGAAUUCUCCGCGGCCAACCCAUCAGCCAAAUUCAUAUUUACAAUCUCUUAAUCAUGUGCUCGAUCCAAUUUCUCUCAUUCUUUCUCUAAAUUCAAGCCCCAAUAACCCAAUUCCUCUGAGGCUUACAACAGACACUUAUAUAUUGGAAAGAGGUCCCAGAUACAGAGCAUAUGCAGAGUUAAGAGAAACAAGGCUGAGAAUGAAACGUGGGAAGCAAAAAGAAAGUGAAGAAAUCGAAUUCCAAAAUACCCAGAAAAAGAAACUAGUGAAAUCUAGUUCAAGUCUGGCGAUUUCUAGGAAAAGUCCCUCUGUUUUGGCUCCACCGGUGCCCCAUUUUUCAGCAACUUUGAGGAAAGAGAAUCGGAAGCAGCCGGUCACCGGCGCUACUGAAUUGACACCGCCGGGAAAUAAAUCGUCAAAAGAGAAGAAAGGAAGGUUGAUGAUGAUAACAAGGAAGAGUUGUGCAAGUAUUGAAGAAUUGAAACGGAUUUCAUUCGGUGCUAUUAAUGGUGAAAACAGAGGGAAGAUUAGUGGUAACAGGUAG